Messenger RNA from Rhododendron vialii, 1588 nucleotides. RefSeq lists its product as uncharacterized. Gene Ontology annotation, molecular function: protein binding. The transcript is spliced from 5 exons. Gene Ontology annotation, cellular component: nucleus. Lineage: Eukaryota; Viridiplantae; Streptophyta; Magnoliopsida; Ericales; Ericaceae. Bases 203 to 1429 code for a protein of 408 amino acids. Gene Ontology annotation, biological process: regulation of flower development. The record is from RefSeq and is a predicted model, not a curated record.
AACGUUUCUCUCUAGCUAGACCCUCAUUCUUAUGAAGGUUCAUCCUUAAUUGGUUUCAGUACGUAAUGCAUGCAGUUGCAGCUUAAAGAAGGCCCUAUCCAUGAGAACACGCAGUAUUAUGUUAUGUAUUGGGGACUUGUAAAAUAGGAUAGAGAUUAAAGGCUUUGGGGUAUGUAUAGUCUAGCUUCGAAAGGAAAUUACGAUGCUUUGGAACGUGGUUAAUCCGCCGAAGAACCUUCCGGCUGAAGACAUUUCAGGCCUAAGUACUGCUCAAACUCUUGAAUUAUGUGAUCCUGAAGUACUAUUGUUCCAUGACCCACUCCAAAAUUCAGAAGUUACUUCCACUUCUAAUUGUUGCCAAGAAGAUACUGGUCACUUUUUCAAAACCACAGACAAAAAUGGCACCGAAAUUACCGCGGCCACCACCGACGGUUGCAGCCUCCCUGAAUUAAUCUUUGACAAUGACAUUUAUGUAUCUACAGAUUUUGCCCUAUCAUCUUUCAUACCACCAAUAUUUCCCAACAAUUACCAAGAAGACCAACUGUCUUUGCUUGACCAAUCUCAGUCCUUAUCACAAGAAGCUGCUGUUGUUAAUGGGCUUCCAGCUUAUCCUCCUGAUGACCAUUUUGCCCCCAUUGUGAGGCCGGGGCCUACAAUAUUAAUGCCUUCCCUUUUGAAGGAGGGAUGCUUGUCCUUGAUGCCAGCUAAUUCUUACAUUAGGUUGAGCUCUUUUCUUGGGUCUGCAAAUACAGUAGUGGGACCAUAUUUACCAUGCAAUUUGAGUAGUGCAGUACUUUCUGAUGAUAAUUCUGGGAUUUUCAAUGGGAGUACUGACUAUGUGGGAACUAGACUAGUUCAGAAUCAAGACUUGGAAGUACUCCAAGGAGAUAAUGGUGGAAUUUUCUCUUCAGAUCCUUUGCCUGGGAUUUACGACUCUAGUGGACCUUUGCCUGGGAUUUAUGAUUCUAGUACUGUGCUACAGAAGGCCGCACUUAGCAAUGAGAGACAACAUGCUGUGAACGACGGCGGGAGUUCUACUCCGUUGGAUACCGGCAUCUCGAGCUUGGAGGAUUCCGCAAUCAAGGCUGCAGCCAAAUGCUCUGUUGAAGAGAGGAAGGACAAGAUCCAUAGGUACUUGAAGAAAAGGAAUGAGAGGAAUUUCAGCAAAAAAAUCAAGUAUGCAUGCCGGAAAGCCCUAGCAGACAGGAGACCACGAGUUAGGGGAAGGUUUGCUAGAAAUGAUGAAUUCGUCUGCCAUGAAACCCCUAGAGGAUCUUAUAAUGGCAACAAUGAAGAGGACACAGAUGAAAACUCCAUACAGGUCGUUGCGGAAGAAGACGGUACGGUGGAUUCCUCGAAUUUCUUUGCUCAUCUCGGCGGUGUCGAUUCCUUCAAAUGCAACCAUCCGACUCAAUCUACUUGGAUUUGAUCAUCAGCCGUAUGCCAACCAUUAAAAACCCGAUCAUCGGCUUUAUACGACAAUAGCAGUGGACUCGAUCCCGUUGAACAGCACCAUCUUCGACGAAAAUCCUGACUUCGCCACUGCUCGAUUUUGGACAACUCUUUUAAACCAGGAUACGUGUGAAUC